Messenger RNA from Symbiodinium natans, 7098 nucleotides. The record is from the annotation of a GenBank genome assembly. NCBI's taxonomy places the organism in Eukaryota, Dinophyceae, Suessiales, Symbiodiniaceae.
AUGGCAUUCCCCAUGGUUGCUGAAUCUGCUGGCUCACCUGCUGCUCGUCAGCAGGUUAUGAGCCCAAGCGGCCCAAGGCUCUCUGGUGAAGAUCAUGGUCCUGAUUAUGGAAGACAGGAUGGGCAACAGUUGGGUGCAGCUGCAGCAACCUUGAAUGGUUACAGAUCAGCGCCUGAGACUGGAGUGCAAUCAGUGCCUGAGAAUUCAGGGCCUGGUCGUGCCCCAUGUGCAACUUCGGUGGCUGAUGGGCCUGGUGUCGCCCCUGGAAAUGAUGCAGUUUUCAUGAAUGGUGCACAUGGAUCAGCGCCUGCGAAUGCACCAUCUGGGGUUGAAGCAGUGGGAAUGUCAUCGCAUGUCAGCAGUGGAGCUGGAGAGGUUUUACAGUCUGGUGGAAUGGGCUUGGGGCCGAGGUCUGCUACAAUGGGGGCAACGGAUAUGGAACCGCCACGGACAAUGGGAUCUGGGCUUACAGAUAGAGCAUGGUUGCAACCCUCACCUCUUCAGUCUCCGGCAUCAGCAGCGAAUGCCCUUCAGAGGACCGCCGAGGCAGCUCGUACGAGUCGUGCAGCGAUGUGGUUUUCCAGAUUGGGCGAAUUUUUCCAACAGCGUCGAGUGGAGGUGCAUACGGCUUGGAGUCCGAUGCAUGAGAAUCCUUGGCUGAGGCCACGUACCACUGGGUAUGGCCAAGGUGAUGGCUCCGCUGAGGGAGCAACAAUUUUCCCGCCCCCUACACCGCCUUCUUCUGGAUCGGCUGGGAUUCCGCAGGAGUUGGUUCAGGCUGAAGUGGCGAAGCAACUGGAUGGGGCAAUGAGUGAGCUGUAUAGUGGAAUGAUGGGAAAGAUUCAAGAUGAGCGGCGAAAGACUGAAGAAGCUAUGGAUGAGGCGAGGUCGCUCAGGUUGCAGCUGGAAAGGAUGGAAGAACGAAUGGCCACCAAUCCUGUAGUGCAAGUGGCGGGAGCUCAACAAGGAGUUCCACAGAACCAUCCUACACCUGGUCCACCACCUGGCCUUACGGUGGGUACCAGUGGAAGCCUGCUGCAGCAUUUUCAAGACUAUUCGGCGGGUGAGAGACAAGCGAUGGGUUCUGCUUCACUUCUCCUUCCUGGUGUGUCUUCAGUAAGACCUAAUGUGGCGGGAGCUCAACCAGGAGUGCACCUCGGUCUUCUUCACCUGAACCUACACAACAAUGAGAUUAAGAACCUGAAGGCGAUCAAGCCCACCUUGAAGAUCUUGUUUGGAGGUGAUGAUCACCAGUCCAUCACGACCUCAUCACCACGGGCAGCGCUGAUGGAUUCCGGAGCUACCCAUGCGCUGCGACCGCCUUUGAGCCAAAGUGAAUGGGACCAAGCUACGCAAGUGGAUGUGGCACUGGCUGGCGAUGCUCGGACGAUCAUGAAGCAGAACAGCCAAGGCACCCUUCUGAGCGGCGAUGAGGUCACCCAGAUGAUUGUCCCGAUGGGUAAGGUGAUUUCGAAGCUGGGCUACAAGCUUAACUGGACCCCAUCGUGCUGUGAAUUGGUGGAUGGUGAUGGUGGAAGCAUGCCUCUUAAAGUCGUGGAUGGAUGCCCGGAGAUUGAUGCGACGACGGCACAUGUUCUUAUCUCCAAGCUUGAGGCUUCCCAGCUUCCAACGUUGAGGGAGGCCACCAUGGAGUCCUUGAACGUCCUGAACCAGGUGACAACAAGCUGGUGGGCAUGCCUUUGCGAGUAUGCUAGCACUGGGGACAUUAUGGCUGGGCGCGAGGCUCUUUCAAAGGCCCCGUUUUUCAGGGAUGCUGAGGAGCUGCAGUCGGAGCUUUUGAUCCGACACCCUCGGGAAAGCGCCUGGGAUUGCAUGAAGGAGAUAGCCUUGAAUCGAAGAACGAGAAAGAGGUUGCUUCGUGCAGCGACAUGGGUGAUUCGUUGGGACCCGCCUGGCGAUUAUCGCCCCAGUGAUGCCUUGCUUCAGUUGGGGCGCUUGACGGAUGUGGUCUACGUGAAUGUGGGCUCCAUGAUGAAUAUGGGCGACUUCACCAAGGUGUGGAAGGUGCUGGUAUGGGCGGCAGUUAAUGGUCGCAUUGGGGCGCUCUUGUCGCAUGAUGUGGCGGCUACUCCAGCCGAGUUCGCCGUGUAUGAGACGCACCGCAAUCGCUUUCAGUUUCUGCAUGCUUUGGCGGCUGCAGGACAGGUCCAACGGGGUGGUUGCAUUCCUAAGUUCUUGGUGGAGAGGAGGAGGUUUCGUACGGCUGAAGAUCCUGGAAUUGCUUGGGUUGAUGAUGGCCAUGCACAGCUGUACCUGAAUGAAAUGGGCAUUUCGAACCCUAUGGUGGCGGAGAAUGAGCUCACGGAGGUUGUGAGUGGAUUGUUUGGGGUGUUUCGCACCGAUGGCAGUGGUCGCAUCAAACUUUCAAAAAUGUCUGCCGAUGCUGCCUGGAGACUUCACGUCAUGCGGAACCACCAACCUUUCAGGAGGGACUGUGCUAUCUGCGUGAGGAAUGCAGCGACGGGGAGGAGGCAUAGGAGCACCCUUCACCCCUCAGGCUAUGUCCUGAGUGUGGAUGUUGCUGGACCUCUUCGUGGACAUGGGCGAUCUCCUGACGGAAAGUUCUUCAAGUACUUUGUCAUUGGGGCUUUCAGGAUCCCCAAAGCUGAUGGGAUGGAAGUCCAUCAUGAAGUUCGGGGCCACCCUAUACCGGACGACUGGAAAGAGGAGGAGCCCGAGGAGACGCUAUCGGAUGAAGAGGCUGAGUUUCCAGAGGAAGAGGAGGAGGUGGAGUUGCCUCCAGUGGGGGAGGAACAAAGGGCUAAAGAAGAAUGGGAAAAGCUCAAAGCCACCUUUAAAGAACCCCUGGAGACCGAGACCUUGUACUACUGCGUGCCUGUCCGAAACAAAAAGGCCGCCACUAUGCUGCCGGCGAUCCAACAGAUGGUGGUGGAUAUUAAGGCGCUGGGGUAUCCGGUAGUGAGGGUUCAUGCUGACCGAGGAGGUGAAUUUCGUGGCAACUUGGUUAGGAAGUGGAUCCUUUCGCAAGGAAUGCUGCCAACAACAUCAACAGGCUCGGAGCCAGCUGAAAAUGGAGUGGCUGAGGCAGGAGUUCGAUUCCUGAAGAGGCGAGCGAGAAUAUUGCUUGAUGCUGCUGGGCUUCCGCGUGAACACUGGCCCACGGCAAUUCAGACAGCAGCGGCCCAACAAAGGUGUGAGAAACUGGGCAUCGUGCCACCCAUGCCUGUGGCCUAUGGAGCGAAGGUGUACGUGAAGAUCAAGAAGUACAAGACCGGUGAUGUUAGUGGGAAGUAUCUGGGGCCGGCCACUGACAUCCGAGGUGGGCAUGUGAUCCUGAAGUCCACCGGCACCUUCAUCCAAACCACACAUGUGAGGGUGGCCCGUGAUCCACCACCUUUGGACACUGUGGCCCCCACCAUUUUGGUGGAACCGGAAUCGCCGCCACCCAUGCCACCACCAUCAGCAGCUCCGGACUCAAAACCGGCCUCUACAAAGGAUGAUGAGCUUCCUCCAUAUCCAAAAGGCCCACCUGUGUCCUAUGCUCCGCCGAUGACAAGGGCCACUUCGAAGACCCCUGGAGUGAGAUUGAGGACAAUGAAGGUGGAAGAGUGUGGAGGUGAGGCACCAGAUGAACUUGAUGCACUACAAGCACGCUUGGCGGAAUGCGAUGGUGGAGAAGAUGGCGAACUCCGAAUGUGUGGUUUGCAGCCACACCAAACCUCAGAGGUGGAGAUCAUGGCGAGGCGAUUGUGUGAAGCGGGGAAGUAUGAGAAGAAGGGGUGCGUAGAGAUUUUGGGGGAACUCGACAAGGUGAAGUGCAAUUUGCGAAAUCCUCGGGCUCUUGUGGGUCAAGGGAUAUUGAUGGGGGCCUAUGUUCAAGGACCCUUCCAUGGCAUAACCUCGAAUGCCAAAGCACUGCCUUGGACGACGAGGUACCUGAAUGCCUACCUUCUUCAGCAACUUAAGAGAUCGUACCCGGAUCGUCAGCCAACAUGGAGUACCCUUGUGUUGCACCACAUCGCCGAGGCCAAGAUGCAUAAGGACAUCCACAAUGAGAAGGGGACCACCAACUACAUCAUGGAACUGCCCAUGGAAGUGAAAUCCGGGCUUUGGUUGGAACAUGGAGGUGAUCUUGGUUCCACUCUUGCACGGGGUGAACGAUGCCUACACGAGCAUGGUGAAGAUCCUCAAGCCCUGGUUGAAGGAAAAUUGGUGGAUGUCUCAAAACACCCGGCGGGGUUUGACCCAAAAAGACGACAUGCGUGGGUGAAGGACGAUGGAAGGAAGUGGAUUCUUUCCGCUUACACCCCGGCGGGGUUGCAUCGCUUGGGGCGAGGCGACUUAGCGUUUCCUCGUGAUCAUGGCUUUCCUCAUGAAGAUCCACAAGAACCAGAAUGCUCUGGUGGAAACACGAUGAAGGCGCUCUCGGUGAGCGAGACAUUGGAAACCACACCUUUGUCUGAGGUGUUCUCUUCUGGUCCGGAGUGCACGGCUCAGGGCGGAGCCCGGGUCGUAUGGGAAGAGGAGGAGGACACCCCUGCCACUUGGGAGGAGGUUGAGUAUGUAGGAGAUUGGGAGGUGUUCGUCGAUGAUGAGUUCAAGCAUGGCGAUGACCCCGAAAUUGGUUCCCCUGAUCCUCCGCUACUACGUCGUGUUUGUGGAUCUGAUGACCCUGGAGGAGAGCUGGAGUAUGUUUGCCGGCGCUACAUGAACCACUUGGAGUGGGAGGACGUGCCUGAUGAAGUGGGUGAAGAUAUGGCUUCAAAGCUGGAAAGUUGGCCGUCACAUGGAUUGGGUCCGAGAAUGGCAAAAAUGGAGCCGGAGUACACCCCGAACAUCGAAGACCUGAUUCGGAACCUUCAAGAACCCCUACGACAUACCCACAAUGUGAGUCCUGCGGAAGUGAGGCUGAACCCUACGAAAUGGCUGCCCUCCAUCAAGAAGGAACUACAAGUGGUGGAAAAGGGGUUUCAACGAUUGAGUUCCUCGCAGGCGAAGCAGUAUGAGAGGGACCCGAAUGUGCAGAAUCUCCCAGCGAAAAUGGUGUAUACCCUCAAGCCUCCAGCAGCAGAGAAUCAAGAGACUGGCGGCGAGGAGAGCUUAUGCAAACGGAAAGCUCGAAUUGUAUGCUGUGGAAAUUUUGCUGAUGAUGCCCCUCAGGAUGUUUUCGCCAGCGGUGCAGCAGCGGAGAGUAUGAGGUGCACUUUGGUGUAUUCGAUGUAUCGCAAAUGGAUCACUGGAUCCUUGGACAUAACGGGGGCCUUUAUGCUGACUCCAAUGCCCGUUGGUCCCGAUCAGGUGCGGUACUUGAUUACACCCCCAGCGAUUUUGGUGCAACUUGGCCUGGUGCAACCUGGUGAGAAAUGGCUGCUAACACAUGGGAUGUAUGGGCUACGGCAAUCACCAAAGCUGUGGGCGAACUAUCGUGACAAGAUGAUGAAGGAGAUGGUUUUCGAAACCGAGAAUCGUCAGUGGAGGCUUCACCAAGGGGCGGCGGAACCGAACAUCUGGUUCAUUUAUGAAGCUGGGAGUUCUUGUCUGGAUCCACCAGAUGGCACAAUCUUGGUCUAUGUGGAUGAUUUGAUGAUUUGUGCCCCACUUGCUCUGCUCACGGCGACAGCUUCUAAGAUUGGUUCGGUGUGGAAAACAUCACCAUUGGAGGUGAUGACCCGGGACCGCGGCAUUCGUUUUCUGGGAUGUGAGAUUGAGAUGGCCAAUGAGGAACAUGGCAUAUUUCUUCAUCAACGCCCGUAUGUGAUGGAGUUGUUGAGGUCCCAUGGCAUCCCUGAGCAACAUAAGUCGCCGAUUCCGUGUUCCAGGGAGUUGUUGACGUUUACUGCAGAGGAUGGUGAAAGCCCCGGGACCGAAAGUGAACUACGACAAGCGCAACGAUUGUGUGGGGAGUUGUUGUGGAUUGCACAAAGGAGCAGACCGGAUAUCUCUUUUCCGGUAGCGGCCAUGGGUUCCUUGCUUACAAAGGCCGCUCCUCGCUGCAUCACCAUCGGCAUCAAGCUCCUGGCAUACCUGCAAGCCACGAUGAACUAUGCCCUUUGCAUCCAGGACAGUGGCCCUGGUUUGACCGCCUGGAGCGACGCAUCCUUUGCUCCAACCGGAGAGCGAAGCCACAGCGGCAUCGUCAUUACCUGGAGGGGGACCGUUGUUGGUUGGCGGUCCUCCCGUCAACCUUUCGUAUGCCUAAGUACAGCGGAAUGUGAGUUGAUGGCAUCGAUCGAGGCCUUGGUGAUGGCGAUGUCAAUGCGAGCAAUCACCGACCAAUUUGAAAAGGGUGAUUCAAAAAUCGGCCUGAAGGUGGAUAACCAAGCUGCCAUCGUGCUGGCCAGUCCGGCAUCCAGCGCAAGCUGGAGAACUCGACAUCUUCGUGUUCGGGCGUCCUUCCUGAGGGAGAAGAUCGAGCUGAACCAAGUGGCCCUGGAAUUCGUUCCAGGCAAGCUGCAAUUGGCAGACUUAUUAACCAAAAGCUUUCCACGCCAGCGGUUACAGGAAUUGGUGGGCCUUUGGGGCAUAGUCGAUCGGGUCGUACGAACAGCUGAGACCUCAUUGGCGAGGAUGGUUGUUUUGAUGAUGAUGGUGCAAACUUGCCGGGCAAGGCAAGUAAAGGAACCAACCCCGUUGGAUACAUCUCUGGAGCUGUAUGUCGUGAUGAUUUUGGCUGGAGUGGCUUUGGUGGCUGCUUGGGAAGGCCUAUGGUGGAUUUGGUAUCGCCUGUUUGAUGGUCACGACAACUCGCGACGAGUGAAGCGCCUCCGUCGUUUGCAGCAAGCAGUGGAGAUGGAACUGCACCAUCAGAUGAACAAUCGCGUUCGUGAAGAACGACCCGAAGAGCCCUCCUGCCGAUCCAUUGGAGUGCAAGCUGACCUGGCGAUGGUUCGUUUGGUCCCACAGGAGCCGAUGACGCGAAUUGAAAUCAGGGAGGUCGAGGUCCCUGUCCCCGAGAUCCCCAACGGCCCGUUCUACAUUACUGAUGGAGGGGAUCAUGUAAUGGAAGAUCUUUACGACAAGCAAGGACAGGUUGACGAUAUGUACAGUAAUCAGGCAUCGGAUACCGAAGCCAGAUUAAGGAGGAGUGAUGAAGAGUCCUUCUCAUGUCAACCUUGA